Rosa chinensis is the source of this 1674-nucleotide messenger RNA. RefSeq names its product MATH domain and coiled-coil domain-containing protein At2g42480. Lineage: Eukaryota; Viridiplantae; Streptophyta; Magnoliopsida; Rosales; Rosaceae. Bases 139 to 1398 code for a protein of 419 amino acids. Gene Ontology annotation, molecular function: protein binding. The transcript is spliced from 4 exons. The record is from RefSeq and is a predicted model, not a curated record.
UCAACUCAACUACAUGCAUAUAAGUCCUCCUCCAUCACCCACCUCCACACACCCACACUCACUCUCCUCCGCUCACUCUUUCUCACUCUCUCUCUGUGGCAAGCCGCCAACCAUAUUCAACUCGAAAAAGGUACAAGAAUGUAUAACCAGCAAGAGGGUCAUGAGCUUAUAUCCAUGACCUACACCUGGACAAUCGACAACUUCUCUAAGAUCAAAACCCGGAGACAUUACUCUGAUGGAUUUGUUGUCGGGGAUUUCAAAUGGCGGAUCGUGGUGUAUCCAAAAGGGAGCAAUGGGAGGCAAUACUUGUCCAUGUACUUGAACGUUGCGGAUGCUUCAAAGUUACCAUCUGGGUGGAGUCGAUAUGCCGAGUUCACCUUGACUGUCGUUAAUCAAUUUAACAGCGACAAAUCGAUAACAAUCGACACUCAGCAUGAGUUCAGUGAAAAAAAAAGUGACUGGGGCUUCACAUCAUUCAUGCCUCUGAGUGAGCUUUUUGACCCGAAUGAAGGGUAUCUCGUGGAUGACACAUGUAUUGUUGAAGCUGAGGUUGCAGUCAGUAAAGCUGACAUUAAGGUUUUAAAAGACCAAGAAGCUGCCUUUGUUGAGCAGGAACUUCAAAGUCAGUCUUCAGAUGUGGAUUCUGUGAAAUAUUCAGAUGCUUCAACCACACAUACAUCACUUAGUAAUGAACAGACGCUUGCUUUUCAGGAUGCAAUAAAUUCUGACCCUGUUCGACCAACUGUUGAUUCUGUGAAAGUUCGAAACUUGAAAAUAGAACCAAGAUCUGAUCAAGUGCUUCCUUACCAGGAGACUGAUAGCCCAGUUAGCCCUCCCAUAGUUGAGGACAACGAUGAAGCUCCCUCCAGCCCACUGACCCCAGUUGGCGAGCUCGCAGAUUUCAGGGGAUUAGGUAAAGUAGAUAAGGCUUUUGUUCCGCUGCUGGAAGAAGUCUGUUCAUGGCAUCCUUCGUUGAUUAGCUGCCAGAGGAAAAGAAGUCUCAUGUUUAGUGGAUGGGCAUUCACAGCUUUGGGUCGACUAUUGCAUUUUCUGAACACUACAAAGGUUAAGGAUAUGAUGGAGGAUCCACGUGAGCAUGAUCCAUGUGAGCACCUUCAAGUUUUGUGGGAGGAGGUUGAAACCUUCAGAUUCGACUUGAGUUGGCUGGAGCCUUAUGUUCAAUCAGCUUUGGGAAUAAAGAAGUUUGGGGAGAGGGAAGGAGUAUUGAAGAAACUCAGAGAGGAUGAUGAUGCUUUGGAGGCUGAAAUGAAGAGGUUAAGGGAGAGGCUAUCUGUUGCUGAGGUAGAUCACGCAGUUGCAAAAAGAAACCUGGCAAAGGCAGAGGAAAGCUUUGGUGAGGCAAAUUUGAACAGCAAGCUCGGUUAUGGGAGGCAUUAGCCUUGCUGUUGAUAUGCAGAAAUUUGCAAUGUGCAAUAUAUCUAUUAUCUAAAAAUAUGUAAUCCAGUUUUCCAAACUUAUAUCUAUGUAUGGGGCUGCCUGUACGUGGCAUAAGCUCAAUACACGAGAAUUAAGGAAACUGGUUUAGUGUGUAAUCCAUAUUUGAACACCAUUUCCAUUCUGGACCAAUACCUUCUGAGCAGUGACAGGUAUGAGUAGUUUUUACCCUUUAGUUUGUGAUGUAUGGGAAUUGGAUUACUAAUUGUUAGUUUGUUA